UAUUUCUGUCGUUUGCGGGAAUCGAAAGUAUUCGAAGUAAUGAAGUUGGCUUCAGGAGUAGAACGAUACUCUGCUUCGCUACUCGGUGCUACUCAAGGAUGGAAGGGAUUGGAGGGAAGAAGCUGGUUUUUGCUAUUAAUGGCGAGAGAUUUGAACUGUCCACUGUCGAACCUUGUACUACUUUGCUUGAAUUCUUGCGUACUCAGACGCGUUUCAGAAGUGCUAAACUUAGUUGCGGCGAAGGUGGUUGCGGAGCUUGUGUUGUUCUUCUGUCCAAGUAUGACCCUGUGCUUGACCAAGUCGAGGACUUCACAAUCAGUUCUUGUCUGACUCUUCUUUGCAGCUUAAAUGGAUGCUCAAUUACCACCAGUGAAGGGCUUGGAAACAGUAAAGAUGGAUUCCACCCAAUCCACCAAAGAUUCUCUGGUUUUCACGCUUCGCAGUGUGGCUUCUGUACGCCUGGGAUGUGCAUGUCCCUUUUCUCCGCUCUCUGCAAUUCUGAAAAGACCCCAAGGCCAGAGCCAUCUCCAGGUUUUGCCAAGCUCACAGUAUCAGAAGCUGAGAAGGCUAUUGCUGGCAAUCUCUGUCGAUGCACUGGUUACCGACCAAUUGCUGAUGCCUGCAAAAGUUUUGCAGCUGAUGUUGAUUUGGAAGAUCUGGGUCUUAAUUGUUUUUGGAGAAAGGAGGAGAACAAAGAUGUAAGUAAAUUACCCUUUUAUAGCCAUAGGGAUGGUAUUUGUACCUUUCCUGAGUUCUUGAAAAGGGAAAUAAAAAACAAAACCCUUUUGAAUUCAAAAGAGUAUUCCUGGUAUAGUCCUGUUAGUGUUGAGGAGCUGCAGAGCCUAUUGGGAUCUGAAGAAGCAGAUAACGGGACCCGGGUGAAGCUAAUUGUUGGUAACACCGGAAUGGGCUAUUACAAAGAGCUUGAGCACUACAACAAGUACAUUGAUCUAAGACAUAUCCCUGAGUUGUCUAUCAUCAGAAGGGAUAGCACGGGGAUUGAUAUUGGAGCAGCUGUGUCAAUCUCCAAUGCCAUCCAAGCUUUGAAGAAAGCAAACAAAGGUAUUCCUGGAUAUGAAGAAGCCGUCUUUAAAAAAAUUGCUGAUCAUAUGGAUAAGAUUGCAUCUGAGUACAUCAGAAAUACCGCAAGUUUGGGGGGUAAUUUGGUAAUGGCACAGAGAAAUCAAUUUCCUUCGGACAUUGCAACCGUACUUCUUGCUGCAGGUGCAUUUGUAGAUAUACAGAUUGGUACCAAAAGGUUAGAGCUUACAUUGGAGGAAUUCUUGGAGAGCCCUCCCUUCGAUUCUAUAACCAUACUUCUGAGUGUUAGAAUCCCGUUUUGGGAACAAAUAAGAAAUGUUUCCUCCAAAACCCAAAGCAGAUUGCUCUUUGAAACCUAUCGGGCUGCACCAAGACCCCUUGGAAAUGCACUGCCCUAUCUCAAUGCUGCUUUUUUGGCUCAGGUUUCUAACUAUGAAGAUUAUGAUGGUGUUAUCUUGGAAAGCAUUCAGUUGGCUUUUGGCGCCUAUGGGACUAAACACGCAAUAAGAGCAAGGAGGGUUGAGGAGUUUUUAACUGGCAAAUUGCUUAGUGUGGAUCUUCUAUUUGAUGCUAUUAAAUUACUCCGGGGAAUUAUAGUACCUGAUGACCAUGCUUCACAUCCUGCUUAUAGGUCAAGUUUGGCUGUUGGCUUUCUUUUUGAUUUUCUUCGUCCUCUGGUUGAUAGUGUUGGUGAAAUUCCCAAUGGUGGGAUAAAUGGAGCUAUUAAUGGCUUCCCAAUUGAUGCCAAAGUGGAGAGUAAUUUUGAUAAAUUGGAUAAUACUAUGAGGCCAGGUUUGCUCUCAUCUGCAAAGCAGGUGGUGGAAGUUGUCAGAGAUUAUCAUCCAGUUGGUGAACCAACUACAAAAGCUGGUGCCGAGAUCCAAGCUUCUGGUGAGGCUGUUUAUGUGGAUGAUAUUCCUUCUACAAAGGAUUGCCUAUAUGGAGCAUUUGUUUAUAGCACAAGGCCUUUGGCACGAGUAAAGGGUAUUACAUUGAAAUCUUCAUUAAUACCAGAUGGGGUUGUGGGGGUUAUUACAGUGAAAGAGAUCCCAAAAGGAGGUGAGAAUGUUGGAGCUCGGAGCAUGUUUGGUACUGAACCCCUAUUUGCUGAUAAUUUUACUCAGUAUGCAGGCCAGCCAAUUGGAUUCGUGGUUGCAGAUACGCAGAAACAUGCCAACAUGGCUGCCAAUUGUGCGGUGGUUGAGUAUGGCACUGAAAAUCUAGAACCACCUGUUUUGACAGUUGAGGAGGCUGUUGAGAAAUCCAGCUUUUUUGAUAUCCCUCCGUUCCUAAACCCAAAACCCAUUGGCAAUUUCUCCAAAGGCAUGGCAGAAGCAGACCACAAGAUCCUCUCAGCUGAGAUCAAACUUGGAUCACAGUACUAUUUCUACAUGGAGACACAAACAGCCCUUGCUGUACCAGAUGAAGACAAUUGCAUGGUAGUUUACAGCUCCUCCCAGUGCCCUGAGAAUGCCCAGAUUGUGAUUGCAAAAGGCCUCGGUAUUCCUCACCAUAAUGUCCGUGUAAUUACUAGGAGGGUUGGAGGAGGAUUUGGUGGAAAGGCCAUAAGGUCUUUGCCUGUUGCCACAGCAUGUGCACUUGCAGCUCAUAAGCUUCGGCGUCCUGUCCGAAUUUACCUUGAUCGCAAGACAGAUAUGAUAAUGGCUGGAGGACGUCAUCCUAUGAAAGUAAACUACAGUGUGGGGUUCAAAUCAAAUGGAAUCAUCACAGCUCUGCACCUAGAUGUAUUAAUUAAUGCAGGUAUUUCUGAAGAUGUAAGCCCAGUAAUCCCAUAUAAUAUGAUGGGUCCUCUGAAGAAGUACAACUGGGGAGCUCUGUCUGUUAAUAUGAAAGUCUGCAAGACAAACCAUUCUAGUAAGUCAGCCAUGCGGGCACCUGGAGAGGUACAGGCUUCAUAUAUUGCUGAGGCCGUCAUUGAGCAUGUAGCAUCUACUCUUUCCAUGGAAGUUGAUUCUGUCAGGGUCAAAAAUCUCCACACAUUUGAGAGUCUUAAAGUUUUCUAUGAAGGAGGUUCUGGGGAAGCCGUUGAGUAUACUUUGCCUUCUGUGAUGGAUAGGUUGGUUAGCUCUUGUAAUUUCCACCAAAGGUUUGAAGUAAUAAGACAAUUCAACUGUUGUAACAAAUGGAAAAAAAGAGGAAUUUCACGGGUACCUAUUGUCCAUGAAGUUAUGGUGAGGCCAACACCCGGAAAGGUGAGCCUCCUCAAUGAUGGUUCGGUUGUGGUUGAAGUCGGAGGUAUUGAGCUUGGCCAGGGCCUCUGGACAAAGGUGAAGCAGAUGGCAGCAUUUGCUCUGAGUCAAGUACUACUUGAUAGAAGUAGCAACCUCUUGGAGAGAGUGCGGGUAAUUCAAGCAGAUACAUUAAGCCUAGUUCAGGGAGGGUUUACUGCUGGUAGUACUACAUCCGAGUCAAGUUGUGAAGCUGUUCGCCUUUGCUGCAAGGCCUUGGUUGAAAGAUUAAUCCCUCUCAAGGAAAGGUUGCAGGAGAAUAUGGGUACAGUUUCAUGGGACAUGCUAAUUUUACAGGCACAUCUUCAAUCUGUGAAUUUAUCGGCCAGUGCUUUCUAUGUUCCUGACUUAACUUCCGCUCAGUAUCUAAACUAUGGUGCAGCUGUGAGUGAGGUGGAAAUAGACCUCCUUACUGGGGCAACCAUGAUUCUGCGAACAGAUAUUAUCUAUGACUGUGGACAGAGCUUGAACCCUGCUGUUGAUUUGGGACAGAUUGAAGGUGCUUUUGUUCAAGGGAUUGGUUUUUUCAUGCUGGAAGAGUAUCUGACAAACUCCGAUGGAUUGGUAGUAUCAGAUGGUACCUGGACAUAUAAGAUUCCAACCAUUGACACAAUACCCAAACAGUUCAAUGUUGAGAUAUGGAACAGUGGACAUCACCAGAGACGUGUUCUCUCCUCCAAAGCUUCUGGGGAACCACCAUUGCUUUUGGCGGUCUCAGUUCACUGUGCAACCAGAGCAGCUAUUAAAGAAGCCAGAAAAGAGCUUCUUGCCUGGAAUGGGUCUAAUGCAUCUCAUUCAACAUUCCAACUGGAGGUCCCUGCAACAAUGCCUGUUGUCAAGAAGCUCUGUGGGCUUGACAAUGUUGAGAGGUAUUUACAAAGCUUGCUUUCUAAUCAACAGAAGCUUAGUUUGUCGUGAAUAAUUUGUGUGGAUAUGCAACGUUCAUGUAGGUAUACAAAAUAAAGAUCAUAU
Telopea speciosissima is the source of this 4262-nucleotide messenger RNA. Its product is annotated as indole-3-acetaldehyde oxidase. NCBI's taxonomy places the organism in Eukaryota, Viridiplantae, Streptophyta, Magnoliopsida, Proteales, Proteaceae. Gene Ontology annotation, molecular function: iron ion binding; oxidoreductase activity; FAD binding. The coding region runs from base 99 to 4208 and encodes 1369 amino acids. The transcript has 10 exons. The record is from RefSeq and is a predicted model, not a curated record.